AUGGAAACUGUUGAGAUAUUUAAAACAGAUAUAAACAUUUUCUCGCGCCUAACAGGAAAUGGGGGAAAGAAGCGGAAGCAGGAACUGAGCGUUGAGCGACAGGGCCAUGGACCAAUAGGCAAUGAGCAGCGACGGCCGGGUACCUCCGCCGGCGUCUUGGAAGCGCCAACCAACGGCCCCAGGGGCGGGGCGGAGGGUGUGGGCCCGAGGGCCCCGGCGCUCCGCGGGCCCGUCUUAGGUUGUCAGAGCGGGCGCCGCCGGAGUGGGGCGAGCUUUGGGUGCGCGGUGUCGGCCGUCUGUGGCCCGCGCAAGGAUGAGAGCGCAGAGGACGCAGGGCCGCUGGAGGCGCAGUCGGCGGCCCCGCUGGUCGCGGCGGCCCCGCUGCCCGAGGCGGACAACCUGACGCUGCGGUACCGGUCCCUGGUCUACCAGCUUAACUUUGACCAGACGCUGAGGAAUGUAGACAAGGCCGGUUCCUGGCCCCCCCGAGAGCUAGUGCUAGUGGUCCAGGUGCAUAACCGGCCUGAUUACCUCAAACUGUUGCUGGACUCACUUCGAAAAGCCCAGGGCAUCGACAACGUCCUCGUCGUCUUUAGCCAUGAUUUCUGGUCGACAGAGAUCAAUCAGCUGAUCGCUGGGGUGGACUUCUGCCCUGUUCUGCAGGUGUUCUUUCCCUUCAGCAUUCAGUUGUACCCCAACGAGUUCCCGGGCAGUGACCCCAGAGAUUGCCCCAGAGAUCUGCAGAAGGAUUCAGCUUUGAAGAUGGGAUGCAUUAAUGCUGAGUACCCCGAUUCCUUUGGCCAUUAUAGAGAGGCCAAGUUCUCCCAAACCAAACACCAUUGGUGGUGGAAGCUGCAUUUUGUGUGGGAAAGGGUCAAAGUUCUUCGAGACUAUGCUGGCUUCAUACUUUUCCUAGAGGAGGAUCACUACUUAGCCCCAGACUUUUACCAUGUUUUCAAAAAAAUGAGGAAAUUAAAGCAGCAAGAGUGUCCCGAGUGUGAUGUUCUCUCCCUGGGAACCUAUACUGCCCCUCGAAGUUUCUCUGGCAUUGCUGACAAGGUAGAUGUGAAAACUUGGAAAUCCACAGAGCACAAUAUGGGUCUAGCCUUGACCCGGGAUGCUUAUCAGAAGCUGAUCGACUGCACAGACACUUUCUGUACUUACGAUGAUUAUAACUGGGACUGGACUCUUCAGUAUUUGACUGUAUCUUGUCUUCCAAAAUUCUGGAAAGUGCUGGUUCCUCAGGUACCUAGGAUUUUUCAUGCUGGAGACUGUGGUAUGCACCACAAGAAAACCUGUAGACCAUCCACCCAGAGUGCCCAAAUUGAGUCACUCUUAAAUAGUAACAAACAGUACAUGUUUCCAGAAACUCUAACUAUCAGUGAAAAGAUUAUGGCACCCAUUUCCCCACCUAGGAAAAAUGGAGGGUGGGGAGAUAUUAGAGACCAUGAACUCUGUAAAAGUUAUAGAAGACUGCAAUGAAAAAUCAGUUACAAAAAGUGACAGUCUUCUAUUUUUGAUAUUUGUACCAACAGGACAGACAAUUGAAUAAGAGUUUAGGGAUUGGUUUCUGCUUUAAUAUGAAAAAAAAUUCUUGUAAAAGGUGUACAAUUAUAGUACUCUUUUCCUUUUAUGUCUGAUUAAGAUUUAAAAUACAAGUUUUCAUUUUGGGAGUUGGGUUUUAAAGCUCAAUCUGUAUCUGGGAAAGGUAAUCAUUACUGUGAGAGAAGAGAGGAAAUUUUAUUUAAAUUGCAUCUAUUAAUCUUUUUACCUGGAACUUUGUACACUUUUCCACUUUAAAACUUAAGUACAGCAAAAUUUACUUAAAAUUGUCAUAGGAGUAGGAAGUAUUACAAUGAAAUAAGUAUUAAUGGAACAAGCCCAGUUUCACUCUCCACACAGUUACUAGGAAGAGAUUGCUUCGCUGGUUUUAUAAUUCAAAAGUUAUGUUUGUUAAACACCCUGUCAAAACAAUCAAUUUCAGUAUUACAGAUUCCCGUAUUAUUGUGUUAAGAUUUGCCUGUGCUUUGGAACCUUCAUAGAGCACAUUUUCUUUUGGAAUGUAUUUGAUUGAUAAAAAAUUUUAACACUGUUUCACCUCAAUGUAGAAAAACAGUGGUUUUGUUUCUUCCUUUUCUUUUAGUCUGCCAAAAUAAAAUACUCAUUUUUUGCAUAAAAA
Molecule: messenger RNA, 2179 nt
Organism: Myotis davidii
Lineage: Eukaryota; Metazoa; Chordata; Mammalia; Chiroptera; Vespertilionidae
Gene: MGAT2
Product: mannosyl (alpha-1,6-)-glycoprotein beta-1,2-N-acetylglucosaminyltransferase
Exons: 3
Coding region: 1-1482 (493 amino acids)
Biological process (GO): protein N-linked glycosylation; oligosaccharide biosynthetic process
Cellular component (GO): Golgi membrane; Golgi stack
Molecular function (GO): alpha-1,6-mannosylglycoprotein 2-beta-N-acetylglucosaminyltransferase activity
Source: RefSeq, a predicted model, not a curated record